UCUCCGCGAAGGUUUUGGAGCCGGUUCCGGGGGCUGUUUGCUUCCAAGAUGGCAGCAGCGGUGCGGUCUUCGGGUUUGCUGCGGCUCUUUACGAGGAAGCUCUGCCCGCUCAGGCAUCCCGGUACUGGGCCAUGGGGACGGACCGCAGCUUUGGUUUGGCAUACUAAAUGGGACUGUGGUCGGACUGGAGCAAUGCACCGGUUUAAGUACUCUGCGAGCCUGCGGACGCAGCAGCAGCAGCGUGACACCGAGCGAGAGGAGCAAGAGCUGGAGCGGCCAUCAGGAGUAGGGCCGGAUUUGCAGGUUCUACUACAAGAGUUUCCACAGCCAAAAGGCCUUCUGGCUCAGGUUAUGCAGCGAGCUCUAAAAGUUUCUGAUGUGAAGGAUCACAUUGUCUACAAAUCAUCCAAAGGACCUAUUAAAAAAACUCUCCUAUAUAUAUAUUGGCCAAGAAAACUGGUGGUAGAGGGUUUCGGUACUAAGAAGAUCGAUGCAGAGAAACAUGCUGCAGCAGUGGCUUGUGGAAUAUUCAAGCAAUGGGGUCUUCUUGGGCCGAAAAACCAGCUCUUUCAAGCUCAGGAGUACCAGCAAUUGGCUGCAAAGUUUGCUGAUGGGCAACCACAGAUGCAUCUGGUGGAGAAAAAUGAAGAGAUGGAUGAGUUGGUGGAAGAAGAGAUAAUGGACUGCACAGAUUUCCUUUCUAUCAUGGAUAAAGCAUCUUUGGACAAGCCUUUUCCAAGAGCAGUACAGGGUACCGUGACUGAUCACUCCAGUGCAACGAGAGCUCUCACCCAGUUCCCUGAGCCAAAGAACCUCUUGUCCAAGGUUAUACAGAUAGCAACUACGUCCUCGUCUGUCACGGAUUAUCUGAAAUAUUCCACAGAGGGUAGUUCACCGAAGGUCUGUCGACUUGAGGUGCAGUGGCCAAGCCCAAUGACUUUCGUCGCAAGUGGUCGGCGGAAAGCUGAGGCGGAAAGAAGAGCAGCAGCUGUAGCCUGUAAGAAGCUGAAGGAUUUGGGCUUGCUUAACCAAAAAAACCAACCACUCACCCAUGCCAUGUACAAUCUGGCGGCAGUAAAAGAACUGAGUGAAAAGGAACGGAGACCAACCAGGCUAGAAAUCCCCAAGGAUCUUCAGCAGCGAAUCCAACAAUAUCUGAACCAAUACACGGUGGAGGCACCACCUGAACUCAGUGAGCCCAAACUUAUCAACCCUGACCCAGAAACUGUGGAUCCAACUUCAAAGUUUGGUUUGAUUAGUGAUGCCAUCACAGGAAAUGCCUACGUUCCAAUGCUACCUGGAGAGAUGGAACACAUCAAUCAGAGAUUGCUCAGGCUGUGGCAGAGAUCCCAGCCAGGGAAAAUUAAGCCACUUCCUGUUGACUCUCACAAGGAAGCAAUCAUCUCUGCCAUUGAGGAAAAUCGCAUUGUGGUCAUAGCUGGAGCAACCGGAUGUGGAAAGACCACCAGGAUCCCACAGUUCAUAUUGGAGAAAUUCAUAACUGAUAACCGAGGAGCCUACUGUAACAUUCUGAUAACCCAGCCCCGGAGGAUCAGUGCUGUGUCAGUGAGGCAAAGGGUAGCCUAUGAAAUGGGACCAACCCUCAAGAAAAACGUGGGCUACCAGGUACGGUUAGAGAGCAUGUUGCCUCCACGAGGAGGAGCAUUGCUAUUCUGUACUGUUGGCAUUCUCUUGAAGAAGCUGCAAGGGAAUCCCUCACUAAAAGGUAUUAGUCACGUCAUUGUGGAUGAAGUCCAUGAGCGUGAUGUCAAUACCGACUUCCUGCUCAUCUUGCUGAAGAAUGUGAUGGAUGCUAACCCCAAGCUGAAGAUCAUCCUGAUGAGCGCCACCAGUGACACUAAGCGGAUAUCAGAUUACUAUGGGAACUGCCCUGUAGUGACUGUGCCAGGUUUCAUGUACCCUGUGAAGGAUUAUUAUCUAGAGGAUAUCCUACCAAUGCUUGGACAAAAGGAAACAAUUCAGCUCAGUCAAGAUGAGGAAGAUCCUGUUCCUGAUCUUGACUUGGUCACUGACACAAUUCUGCAUAUUGACAAGCACGGUGAACCUGGGGGAAUUUUGUGUUUCUUGCCAGGCUGGCAGGAGAUCAGAGGGGUCCAACAGCGACUUGAAGAACAUCUUUCCACCAGAAAAGAAAACUGCAUCAUUUUACCUGUUCAUUCCAACAUUCCUGUAAUGGAUCAGCAAGAGAUUUUCCAGCAACCACUGCCAAUGAUGAGGAAAAUAGUGUUGGCAACAAACAUUGCAGAAACCUCAAUAACUAUUGAUGAUAUUGUACAUGUCAUUGACACAGGGUGUCACAAAGAGCAACGCUAUGAUUUGAGGACAAAGGUUUCAUGUCUGAACACUGUUUGGAUUUCCAAGUCGAAUGUGAAGCAGCGACGUGGUCGGGCAGGCCGCUGUCAGCCGGGUAACUCCUACCAUUUGUUCAGCAGGGAGAGGUUGGAGAAAAUGGAUGACUUCCAGAUCCCAGAAAUCCUGCGCACACCUCUGGAGAACAUUGUGGUCCAAUCCAAGAUCCAUAUUCCUGACAUUACAGCUUCAGAUUUUCUUUCAAAAGCAAUGGAUAGUCCAAACCCUAAGGCAGUGAAUGAGGCUGUGCAAAUAUUACAGGAGAUAGGGGUGCUUGAUGAAAAUGAAUCUCUUACCUUACUUGGUCAGCGUCUGGCCCACAUCUCUACUGACCCACGCUUGGCAAAAGCCAUCAUCAUGGCCUGCAUAUUCCGUUGUCUGUCCCCUGUUCUGAUGGUUGUUGCUUGUCUGACUCGAGAUCCCUUUGUGAACAGCUUGCUGAACAGGGCUGAGGUUAUGAAGGCUAAAGCAUGUCUAAGUGGGGAGAGCCAAAGUGAUCACAUGGUGUUUAUUAAAGCCAUUGAAGGCUGGAAGAAAGUAUUGCAAGAACGGGAUGCAGAUUCCAGAAAAGAAUAUCUGGAAGAGAAUAUGCUGUAUGCUCCCAGUCUCCGGUUCAUUCACGGAUUGAUUCUACAAUUCUCUGAAAACGUUUACAAUGCUUUCCUAGUGUCUGAUCCAUCGGUCUGCACGCGUUCCUCCUCCUUGUGUAACCAGUACAGUAGGGAGGAAGAGCUAAUUAAGGGGGUGCUGUUGGCUGGUCUGUACCCAAACGUCAUACAGCUGAGGUAUGGGAAGGUCACCAAAGAGGGGAAAUUCAAACCCAACAGCGUGGUCUGCCUUGCUAAGACUGGCCCAGUGUUACUGCACAGAUCCACUGUCAACAGGAACGAGGAAUCAUUUAAGAGCCGCUGGAUGACCUACUUCACAGCUGUGAAAUCCAAUGGGAAUGUCUUUGUUCGUGACUCCUCCGUGAUCCAUCCACUCGCUUUGCUCUUGCUCCCAGAUUGUGAUAUCCAUGUCAAGGAGGAUGGUAACUCCGUGCUGCUCACCUUGGCUGACUCCCCAAGUCUCCUCCGGCUCGAGCUGGACUCUGAUGCUGCACAGCUGCUAUACAGAUUCCGCACAGCAGUACACAACAUGAUAGAAACCUGCUUGCGCCACGAACUGCCAGAACUUCCUUCCAACUUGCAUAUAGAGCAUGAUGUGGUGUUGUCAUUACUCGUGGAACUCUUGAACUGCUGGCCAUCAGAGUGAAUGGUUCACUUGGAAAAUGGGAGGUUGACAGGCAUCUGAGCAUAUAUGAUUCUGUAUCAGAAUUGCUCUGUGCAUUGUACAAAAAAUAGCUGCUGUGUUUAAUUUUGUGGGAGCUCAAAAAUGCACUCACGUCUUCAACAUUUUGAAGUAAUGAACUGAACAGUCUGAUUUCAUAAUUUAUAACUGUUGUACAGAAUAAAUUAUACAUAAAACUAAUCAGAAAAUUUUCUGAAGGAUCAUGAAAAUUUGGAGAAUGCUUUUGUACAGUCAGUAGUAGUGCCUGAUUGCCAUGAUUUACAUUUAUUUAAAUAUUCUGUAGUCAA
Hypanus sabinus (Atlantic stingray) is the source of this 3947-nucleotide messenger RNA. RefSeq names its product DEAH (Asp-Glu-Ala-His) box helicase 30 (gene dhx30). The coding region runs from base 49 to 3624 and encodes 1191 amino acids. The record is from RefSeq and is a predicted model, not a curated record. Gene Ontology annotation, molecular function: ATP binding; G-quadruplex RNA binding; DNA helicase activity. NCBI's taxonomy places the organism in Eukaryota, Metazoa, Chordata, Chondrichthyes, Myliobatiformes, Dasyatidae. Gene Ontology annotation, cellular component: cytoplasm; intracellular anatomical structure; nucleus. The transcript has 19 exons.